UUUGCAUUUAUAUUAUUAACCAUGGAUUUAUUGUCUGAUCCGUAUCCAGAACUGCAGCCGAUUGAAGAGGUGGCUCUAGACACUGUGGUGUCCGUUGUGAACAGAGCCAAGGAGCAACUAGGACAGCGUCAAACUUUGAAGGAACUUGCACGAUGUCGAGAGCUCUUCGGCAGAAAGCCUAAGCUAAACAUCACCGGCCUUCGAGCUCCACUGGCCAUCACAGCGGAGCAUCUCAUCGACGACACCAUCAGGUUCAACUGGAAGCUGACUGAUCUCUUCCUCUUCUGCAUCAACUAUAAGGGCGGGGAUGUUGAUGAGCCGUGUCAUUAUUACUACUAUGAGGCGAUAUUCAGCCAGCCUACACCACAGUACCCCAUACCACAAGCCACGGUUACCGUCUACUUCAGAGUACAGGAGAAGUUUACCCAUCCUCAUAAUAGCACCCCAGUCCCUGAGAUCCAGUUCCGUCUAGAAGGGCAGAGAACUUGGCACGACAUUCGCUACGUCACUCUCAUUCCUGAGUGGCUGCUGGCCGUCAUCCAGAUGAAGAUCAUCAUGUUCAAGCGAAUUGAGAAAUAUAGCGUUUUCUGAACAAUUAUUUAUGUAAUCAGCAGUUCUUGAAAAGUUUGUACAAAAAUUAAGGAAAAUGUUAAAUUUGUUUUUAUUAUUCCUAUUUGGUUACCAAGAUUCUUCUAAUGAAUUGAGAUUUUAGUAAGUUUUA
Leguminivora glycinivorella is the source of this 721-nucleotide messenger RNA. RefSeq lists its product as uncharacterized. Bases 22 to 591 code for a protein of 189 amino acids. The record is from RefSeq and is a predicted model, not a curated record. Gene Ontology annotation, molecular function: protein kinase A regulatory subunit binding. The transcript is spliced from 5 exons. Lineage: Eukaryota; Metazoa; Arthropoda; Insecta; Lepidoptera; Tortricidae. Gene Ontology annotation, cellular component: cAMP-dependent protein kinase complex.